AUGGUGUUAACCCGAAGAUCUCAAGAGCGACCUGACGAAGAGAUGGAAAGUGCCCACCAAGUUCUAUCAGCGAGCAACCUCGCCGGAAACAAUGGAGAACGACCCCCACGUCCGGGGAACGGCGGCACUACCACCACCGCUCAAACCGCUGGCCAUGGAGCAAGUGGUCAAACUACAGUCACUGGACAGACAACUACUGGGCGUACCACCAAUGCCACUGCCGCAGAAGGUGGUGCUACUGAUGGCACCACCAGAAGAGGUAAUACUAGAAAUUUUGUCCCACCUACUGACGGUGUGGGCCAAGCUCAGACUGGCCGCAGCCCUGGCAUCUUUACGCCGCGGAAUGAACCCCAUAUACCUCAAACCUACCCUCGGGAGGUCCCUACCCCAAGGAACCAGAGGGAGAGGGUGGUCUAUGGACCUAAAGAGCGCCCAAGGAACCAAGAAAAGACUAGGAGUCACCCCUCCAACAGGGUUCCCCGCAAUAAUAAUCGACUACCCCCGGCUGAUGAGGAAGUCUUACCCGGUCAUCAUAUGGGACGCGAUGACUCCCACAAUGUCCGCCAAAGGCGGAGUGGUGGAUCUAGAAACAAUAAUGGUGAUCAUGGCAGAAAUAGUGGAAGGAAGCCCCAACGUAGGGAGUGGCAACCCCGCGAUCAACGUGGCCAACCACGAGAUGGCAAUGAUCACCCAAGAAAUAGUAGGUCCAGGGGGAGAAGAGAAGACCCUGAGGUCAACAGUGACUACCAUCCAAACUACUCUGACGGCCAUGGUGAUGAUGAAGCUGAAAGUCGGGCUAACAACCAACCAAAUCCUGAUCUGGGGGGUUAUCAAGCAAGAGGGCCGUAUGCCCCUAAUAGGCAACAUCAACCUGAAAAUCCACCCCAAAGGGGUAGGAAUGACCAAGUACCACCCCCGGCUGAUGGAAGGGCUGAUAGUCAGAACGCUGGAGGAAGGCCAAGAACAGGGUCAGUUUUUGAACGGGUAGGCCCCCGAGGGGGUAGAGACCUGCGGGACGCCCUCAACAGAAAUAGAGACAAUCGUGGUUCCAACAUAGUGAACCCACCUGAGCCAGACAAAAGGGACCAAGCGAAUUUUGGUGCCAAUAUUGCUCAAACAGCCACAGAUCCGGUGAUCAGGCUCGGUUGGACAAGUUAA
This is a messenger RNA of Cannabis sativa, 1158 nucleotides long. RefSeq lists its product as uncharacterized. Bases 1 to 1158 code for a protein of 385 amino acids. The record is from RefSeq and is a predicted model, not a curated record. Lineage: Eukaryota; Viridiplantae; Streptophyta; Magnoliopsida; Rosales; Cannabaceae. The transcript has 2 exons.